This is a messenger RNA of Coccinella septempunctata (seven-spotted ladybird), 1491 nucleotides long. RefSeq names its product UDP-galactose translocator. Gene Ontology annotation, molecular function: UDP-galactose transmembrane transporter activity. Gene Ontology annotation, biological process: pyrimidine nucleotide-sugar transmembrane transport. The transcript has a single exon. Bases 60 to 1073 code for a protein of 337 amino acids. Gene Ontology annotation, cellular component: Golgi membrane. Lineage: Eukaryota; Metazoa; Arthropoda; Insecta; Coleoptera; Coccinellidae. The record is from RefSeq and is a predicted model, not a curated record.
GUAUAAUAAUCUCGUAUAGCUUCAACUGUAGGUACUGAAAUAGCCCCCAGUCUUAACCAAUGAGAUUAAGAAUGAGUCAAAAAUCCAUUGAUCGUAAAGCGAACGCUUUAAAAUACGUAAGUUUGGUAACUUUAACCCUUCAGAAUGCUGUCCUCGGUCUCAGCAUGCGUUAUUCUCGAACCAGAGAGGGAGAUCUGUUCAUUUCUUCCACGGCUGUCCUGAUGGCCGAAGUGGUCAAAUUGACGACUUGCUUGGCCAUCGUUUACGUGGACUCCGGUGGUAUCAUCAAGUUGUUCGAAGCUCUUCAUGCCUACAUCAUAAAACAACCCUUGGAUACUUUGAAGGUGGGAGUUCCGUCCCUUCUUUACGUGAUACAGAACAAUCUGUUAUAUCUGUCGGCGUCGCAUUUGGACGCAGCCACCUAUCAGGUAACGUACCAGUUGAAAAUCUUCACGACAGCCAUUUUCUCGGUGUUGAUCCUCAAGAAACAGCUGAUACUGACGCAGUGGCUGUCUCUGGUGUCCCUGAUCGGAGGCAUCGUCCUCGUCCAGCUGGCCCAGGACAAGGCGCCGGCCAAAGUGCCCAACGGGAUGGAGCAGAACCACGUUAUAGGCUUCCUGGCUGCCCUCGGUGCCUGUUGCCUCUCCGGCUUUGCUGGUGUGUAUUUCGAGAAGAUUCUGAAAGGAAGCGACAUCUCGGUGUGGAUGAGGAACAUCCAGCUGAGUCUCCUGUCCAUCCCGAUAGGAUUGGUCACCUGUUUCGCGCAGGACAAUUCCAAAAUUUUAAAUCAGGGAUUUUUCUUCGGUUACGACGGUUUCGUCGUGUACCUGAUCGUCCUGCAGGCUACGGGGGGUCUGUUGGUAGCCUUGGUUGUCAAAUACGCCGAUAACAUCCUCAAAGGAUUCGCGACCUCCUUAGCCAUAAUAAUAUCGUGCAUUGUCUCCAUUUAUCUCUUCGAUUUUCAUCUGACCGUCAAGUUUUCCGUCGGUGCUAUGUUGGUGAUAUUCGCGAUUUUCUUGUACGGUUACCAACCGAAGAAAAAACAAUCCCCUAUCACGGCUCACAAGGUGUAGUUCACACUGUUUUUUUCAACGUUGAGAUUAUUUUGUGCCACAUUUUUCAGAAGGGUUUAUUUACCGUACUUAUCAAACAACAAGAAAAGAUCUAAAAGUAUUUUAUUCGAUUUCGAGUGCUUUUCAGUACAAACAUGUUGAAUCACUUGAGAUACGCUUAGGUUGUGUUUUUUUUUUACUAAGUUUUAAGAUUUCACGUUGCAUUUAUAUGUACAUAGUUUAGCAACAGUAAAUUAUAUCAUUACAAUAUUGUAAGAUGAAAAAAAUCAAUUCUUUUCCACGUUCUCAAUAGAUUAUUUUCAUCGAUUACCUUUGGCAAUAAUUGUAGCGAAUCAAAACUACGAUCUUCCUAUUUUAUUCUGAAAGAACUUAACGAUAUAUAUAUACAAGUGUGAAAAUAAAAAUUUUUAUAAAUAUA